This is a messenger RNA of Closterium sp. Naga37s-1, 6708 nucleotides long. The record is from the annotation of a GenBank genome assembly. NCBI's taxonomy places the organism in Eukaryota, Viridiplantae, Streptophyta, Zygnematophyceae, Desmidiales, Closteriaceae.
AUGCCCCCAGCUCAGCCGUCCCGUCUGUCUCAGCUUCAGCCGUCCCCUCUGCCCCUAGUGCUUCCACUGCCCCUAGCGUUUCCUCUGUUCCCUCUGUUUCCUCCCAGCCCUGCUAAUUCUUGGAUCCGCCCAGCACAGCCUUCUUCCCACUCCGACUCAGGCUCGGACUCUGACUGGUCCGACUCCGAACCUGCGCCCAAGCCUGUGCCCAUCCGAGCCUGGAGGGCAGGCAUGGCGAGCGCAGCACUGGCUCCUGCGCCUGCCGCCUCUCCUCCCCCACAAACUGCAGCGGCUGCUGAUGUGGCGCAAGUUGCUGAUGUGGUGCAACCUGUGGACAUGAAGCACGCAGCUGAGGUCAAAGCAGGUGACAAGUCAGAAUUACCUGCUGGUGGUGAUGAUGCGAUUGCUGAUAAGGAACAACCAUCUUCUCCAGAGGGGUCAGCCACCAGCAUCAAAGAUGCUGCUGAUGUGGCAGCUGAGGUGGAUGCUGAUGUGGCAGCUGAGGUGGCUCUGGAUGCAGCUGGAGGUGCUAGUUUGCUGCUGGCAAGUGAGUUGGUUGCACCUGUGCUGCAGACGAGAGGAGAGGCCGAGGAGGUGGAAGCAGAACAGGAGAAAGCAGAUGUAUUUUCGGGACCAGAUUCUGAACCUGACUCUGAUUCUGACGUGGCUGCUGAUGUGUCUGUUGACAUGGCUGCUGAUGUGUCUGUUGACAUGGCUGCUGAUGUGUCUGUUGACAUGGCUGCUGAUGUGUCUGUUGACAUGGCUGCUGAUGUGUCUGUUGGCGUGGCGGCUGAUGUGGCUGCUGACAUGGCUCUGCGAGUGCCUGGAGGACCAGACUCUGAGGUUGACUCUGCACCAGAAGCUGAUGUGGCUGCUGACGUGGCUCUGCAUGCGUCUGACUGUGAAGCUUCAGCUCUGCCAUCGCCACCAGGAUCAAACUCUGACGUUGACUCUGCACCGGAACAAGAGAGGGUGGAGGAAGAGACAAGGAAGUGGGAGGAGGAAGAGACAAGGAGUGAGGAAGCAAGAGAGGGAGGAGGAAGAGACAGGAGUGAGGAUGUAGAGAAAGAGGAGGAAGAGAGGGGGAGUGAGAAAGCAGAGAGUGCGGAGGAAGAUGGGGGUAGUGAUGAUAAAGCAAGGCUGCAGGACGUUGAAGUAGAGGCUGUAGUGAUGGGUGGGGCGGCAGUUGUGGCUGUCGCGGUGCUUGCAGGGGUGGAUGGGGCGGCAGCGGACGAGGAGGGUGAGGGGAUGCUGGGAGCAGUGGAGGGCAGGGAGCUGUUGGGGGCGGAGGAGGGAGAGGAGAGUGAGGAGGGUAAGGAGAGUGAAGAAGCUGGGGAGAGUGAGGAGAGUGAGGAAGCUAAAGAGGUGAAGGAGGCUAAGGAGGAGCAUGAGGAGGCCGAGUCACAUCUGAUGAUGGCUGAGUCACGCUCUUAUGAUGCUGAGUCACAUUCGGAUGCUGAGUCACGCUCUGAUGCUGAGUCACGCUCUGAUGCUGAGUCACCUGGGGAUGAAGCAGCUGCUCCUCUCAGUGCUACCUCCUCUCCUGUCUCUGCCACUCCCACCCAAGUGGACUCACCUGCUCGUUUGAAACACCUGCCGCACCUGAUUCACCUGCAGCAUCUGAAACACCUGCUCCACCUGAUUCGCCUGCCACACUUGAUUCCCCUGCCGCACCUGAUUCCCCUGCCGCACCUGAUUCCCCUGCCGCACCUGAUUCACCUGCCGCACCUGAUUCACCUGCCGUCACCUGAUUCCCCUGCCGCACCUGAUUCCCCUGCCAGAGCUGAACUAGCUGCUUCUUUCGGCUCUGCCUCCCCUCCUGCCUCUGAUACCCAGUCGGUGGCCUCAAGGUUUGAACCAGCUGCUUCUUUGAGCCAUGCCUCCUCUCUGGCCUCUGCCACCCAGUUGGUGGCUCAGCGUGAGAGCGAGGAGGAGAGGCAAGAGGAGGAAAUGGCGUGGAAAGAGGAGGAAGGGGAAAAGGAGGCGGAGGAAAGUGAGUGGGGGGAGGAGGAAAGUGAAAGGGCGGAGGAGGAAGAGGAGUUGGAAGAGGAGGAAGAGACGGUGGAGGAAGAGGAGAGGGGAGAGGAGACGGAAGAUGGGAAAAAGGAGAAGGCGGAAGAGGAGGAGAGCAGAGUGGAGGUGGGAGAGGAGGAGAAGGAGAAGCAGGAAGAUGUGUUAGUGGCAGAGGAAGGAUUGGGAGAAGAUGGAGACUUUGAGAGAGAGAGCAUGAAUGGAGAGGCUCAACAUCCCACCACAGCCAUAACCGUCAAGCCACGUGCCUCAGAUUCAUGGAUGAAAAAGCAGCAGACCCACUCCUCCGAUUCAGGCUCGGACUCUGACUGGUCCGACUCCGAACCUGCGCCGAAGCCUGUGCCCAUCCGAGCCUGGAGGCCAGGUGCGGGGAGUGGUGUAGCGUCAGUGGCGGCUGCGCCUGCCGCGUCUCCUGCUGCCCAGCCAGCAGUGGUGGGGCGACUGCGAAGUGACUUCCUCAACCGCUUCCAGCAGCAGCAGCAGCAGCAGCAGCAGCAGAUGGAGGGAGAAGGGAAGAGAGAGGGAGAGGAUGCGACAAUACUGGAGGUGAAGGACGAGGGUGUGUCAACAGCGGAAGAUCAUGAGGGAGAGGAAGUGAUAGUGACAGAGAGUGAGGAGGACAGAGGCGAUGGUGAGGAGGAGAGAGCGGUCAAGGAAGAGGGAGUGGAAGCGAGAGAGGGAGAGGGAGUGGAAGCAACAGAGGAAGAGGGAGAGGAAGUGGGUGCGAUCGAGGGUGUGGGGGGUAAGGAAGCAAGGAUGGACGAGGAAGAGAGGGUGGAAGAGGGUAAGGAAGAGAGAGUGGAAGAGGGUAGGGUCGAGAGGGUGGAAGAGGGUAGGGACGAGAGAUUGGAAGAGGAUAAGGAAGAGAGAGUGGAAGAGGGUAAGGAAGAGAGAGUGGAAGAGGGUAAGGAAGAGAGAGUGGAAGAGGGUAAGGAAGAGAGAGUGGAAGAGGAUAAGGAAGAGAGAGUGGAAGAGGGUAGGGACGAGAGAGUGGAAGAGGAUAAGGAAGAGAGAGUGGAAGAGGGUAAGGAAGAGAGAGUGGAAGAGGGUAAGGAAGAGAGAGUGGAAGAGGGUAAGGAAGAGAGAGUGGAAGAGGGUAAGGAAGAGAGAGUGGAAGAGGGUAAGGAAGAGAGAGUGGAAGAGGGUAAGGAAGAGAGAGUGGAAGAGGGUAAGGAAGAGAGAGUGGAAGAGGGUAAGGAAGAGAGAGUGGAAGAGGGUAAGGAAGAGAGAGUGGAAGAGGGUAAGGAAGAGAGAGUGGAAGAGGGUAAGGAAGAGAGAGUGGAAGAGGGUAAGGAAGAGAGAGUGGAAGAGGGUAAGGAAGAGAGAGUGGAAGAGGGUAAGGAAGAGAGAGUGGAAGAGGGUAAGGAAGAGAGAGUGGAAGAGGGUAAGGAGAGAGUGGAAGAGGGUAAGGAAGAGAGAGUGGAAGAGGAAGAGAAAGUGGAAGAGGGUAAGGAGGAGAGUACAGAAGAGGCUGGGUAUGAGCGAGUGGAAGAGGAUAGUGAGGUAGUGGCAGCGAGUAAGGAGGAGAGGAUGGACGAGGAAGAGAGAGUGGAAGAGGGUAAGGAGGAGAGGAUGGAAGAGAUGCAGGAAGAGGCUAAGGAAGAAAGAGAGGAAGAGGGUAACGAAGAGACCAAGGAAGAGGGUAAGGAAGAGAUGAAGGAAGAAAGAGAGGAAGGUGGUAAUGAAGAGACUAAGGAAGACAGUAAGGAAGAGAUGAAGGAAGGAGAGGAAGAGGCUAAGGAGGAAAUCAAGGGAGAUGGUAUCUUGGUUGUCUCUUCUCCACCCCCACUCGCCUCCCCCCAGCCUCCCACCCUCCUCGCUUCACCUCAAAUUCCCCCACCUCCCGUUACCAUCAAGCCCCGCGCUGCUGACUCAUGGAUGAGGCGACCCAAUCAGGCUGACUCUGACUCAGCCUCGGACUCUGACUGGUCCGACUCCGAACCUGCGCCCAAGCCUGUGCCCAUCCGAGCCUGGAGAGCAGGUGCGGCGAGUGGUGUGGCGGCAGUAGCACCUGCGCCUGCCGCCUCUCCUCCCCCACAAACUGGCCCCGUGGGACGACUGCGGAGUGACUUCCUCAACCGCUUCCAGCAGCAGCACCAGCAGCAGGAGCAGGAGCAGCAGCAGCAGGAGCAACCCUCGGUGCCACCCAUUAGAGAGGGAGAGGGGGCAGAGACGGUGCAAGAGGAAGAGGUGCAGUCAGGUGAAUUUUCAGGUGGAGAGGUGUUACAAGGCUACCUGGUUCCGGCUGACGUGGCAUCAGACCCAUCCACUCCUGUGCCAGCUGACGUGGCAUCAGGCCCAUCCACUCCUGUGCCAGCUGACGUGGCAUCAGGUCCAUCCACUUCUGUACCAGCUGAUAUGGCAGCAGAUGCACCGUCAUUACCUGAACCAUCUGUUGAUCCAACAAUCGUCUCCUCCUCUCAGCCACUUUCCUCCCCUCAGCCUUCUACUCCUCCUCACCGCACAGCACCUGCCGUUACCAUCAAGCCUUGCGCUGCAGACUCAUGGAUGAAGCGACCCAAUCAGGACUCUGACUCAGGCUCGGACUCUGAUUGGUCCGAUUCCGAACCUGCGCCCAAGCCCGUGCCCAUCCGAGCCUGGAGGCCAGGCAUGGCAAGCGCAGCGGCAGCAGCACCGACCCCUGCAUCUGCCGCCUCUCCUACUGCAGCAGCACCGGCUCCUACCCAAACUGCAGCAGUGGGGCGACUGCGGAGUGACUUCCUCAACCGCUUCCAGCAGCAGCCUGAGCAACUCCCUGUGCCUCCUUUCAGAUCUUCACAGCAGCAGCAUCAGCAGCUGUUGGCCGUGUCUCCUGCUAUGGCUGCUGCGGCCUUAGCUGCCACAGCACCUGCUGUCUCGGUGCCCGUGGAACAGGGAGAGGUAGAACAGGGAGAGGGCGUCAUUAGCAAGGUAGAGGAGGAGGGGGGUGAGUUUGAAGGCAGAGUAGAGGGUGGGGGGAGCAUGAGAGCAGAGGGUGUGGAAUCUGCGGCUGCUGAAGGUCCGCUGGCUGAUGCUGUGGGGGAGUUCUCUGCUGAGGUGGCAUCAGAAACUCCUGCUGACGUGGCAGUGGAAGCAACGGCUGAUGUGGCCACGGAAGCACCUGCUGAUGUGGCAGCGGAAGCACCUGUUGACAUGGCAGCGGAAGCACCUGCUGACGUGACAGCGGAAGCGGCUGCUGACGUGGCAUCGGGUGCGGCUGCUGACGUGGCAUCGGGAGCGGCUGCUGAAGUGGCAUCGAAAGCACUUGCUGAGGUGGAGGAGCAGGAGAAUGAGGCAUGGGAGGAAGAGAAGGGGGAAGAGGGUGGAGAAGGAGGAGAGGAGGAAAACGAGGAGGAUGAAAAAGAAGAGGAAGAAACGAAAGAAACAAAGGAGGAAGAAUUGGAGAAUGAGGAGGCGGAGGUAGAGGAGGGUGCAGAAGGUGGGGAGGCUGCGGAGGGGGAGGAGGGUGCAGGGGAAGAGGAGGAAGGAGGGAGUGAGGCAGGAGAGGAAUCCACUGAGGAGGUGACUGUAGAAGUGACAGAGGAAUAUGAGGAGGUGACUGUAGAGGAAACGGAGGAGUAUGAAGAAGUGACAGUCGAAGUGACAGAGGAAUAUGAGGAAGUGACUGUAGAAGUGGAAGAAACGGGAGAAUAUGAGGAGGUGACUGUAGAAGUGGAAGAAACGGGAGAAUACGAGGAGGUGACUGUAGAAGAAACGGCGGAAUACGAGGAGGUAACUGUAGAGGUAACAGAAGAAUACACUGAAGAGGAAGUUACUGUAGAAGUUACAGAGGAGUAUACAGAAGAGGAGGUUACUGUAGAGGUUACAGAGGAAGUCACAGACGAGGAUAAAUCAGAGGAGGUGGCAGAGGAGGGAGCAGGUGCAGCAGGUGGAAAAGAAGGAGAAAGCGCAGAGGGACAAGAUUCGGAAGGGGAGCAACAGGAGGAAGAGCAGGAGGAGGAACAGGAGGAGGAGCAGGAGGAGGAGUAUGAAGAGUAUGAGGAGCAGGAAGAGGAAGAAGAGGAAGAGGAGGAGGAAGAGGAGGAGGAGGAGGCAAGUGAAAAAGAGAGCACAAACAGCAGCCCGAGGAGCAAGCCAGAGGAGAAGGAAGAGGAGGAGGACGAGGAAGCGAGGAUAAAGCGGCAGGAGCAGGAGGAGAGGAACGCGGAGGAGCAGCGGGCGCUGCGGCUGCGUGUGGCGAGCAUGAAGCGGUUCAAUGCGGUGCUGGGGGAGCUCAGAUUCCGCCAGGGCAUCCGCGAGGAGGGGGAGGGGGAGGGCGGCACAGGGGGAGGCGGAGGGGGAGGAGCAGGGGCGGGUGAGGGGAGCGGGACGGGCGCGUCUGGGACAGGAGGUGGAGGUGUUGUGGGGCAAGCGGGGGGAGCAGCAGCAGGAGUGGCUCCUAUUGCGCUUCCGGCCAUGGCAGGUGCUGCUGGUCGCCAGCAGCCCAAUCCUCACAGUCCGGGCAAGCGAUCGCGGAUGCUGUCGCUGGUGGCGUCACAGGGCCUGCACGUGCCGGCCAGUGCAGUGACUCGCGAGAUCAUGGGGCUCACAGGGGGGAGUGCUGGCUGGGGGCGAGCCGCACGUUCACAGAUGCUCUCUCUGGUGGCGUCACAGGGCCUGCAUGUGCCGGCCAGUGCAAUGACUCGAGAGAUCAUGGGACUCACAGGAGGGAGUGCUGGUGCUGCUGAUACCUGUUAA